Vitis riparia (riverbank grape) is the source of this 1304-nucleotide messenger RNA. RefSeq names its product transcription factor MYB61. Bases 59 to 973 code for a protein of 304 amino acids. NCBI's taxonomy places the organism in Eukaryota, Viridiplantae, Streptophyta, Magnoliopsida, Vitales, Vitaceae. The record is from RefSeq and is a predicted model, not a curated record. The transcript has 3 exons.
UCACAGCAAAACAAAUUAAGAGGAUUUGGAGAGCUAGCUAUAGCUAGGAAAAAGAGAAAUGGGUCACCAUUCUUGCUGCAAUCAACAGAAGGUAAAGAGGGGGCUUUGGUCCCCUGAGGAAGACGAAAAGCUCAUCAGAUACAUCACCACCUAUGGCUAUGGUUGUUGGAGUGAAGUCCCUGAGAAAGCUGGGCUACAAAGAUGCGGCAAAAGCUGCCGCCUGAGGUGGAUCAACUACUUGAGACCCGAUAUCAGAAGAGGAAGGUUCACCCCAGAGGAGGAGAAACUGAUUAUCAACCUUCAUGGGGUUGUAGGCAAUAGAUGGGCUCAUAUUGCAAGUCACUUGCCUGGAAGAACAGACAAUGAGAUAAAGAAUUACUGGAAUUCGUGGAUCAAAAAGAAGAUAAGGAAGCCGUCGGCACCUCUAGCAUCAUCUAUAACAAACACUGAGCAUUCCCAAUUGGGCUACGGUUCGAGCCAACUGGACAUGGUGAAUCAAGAUUUGAUGAUGAAGCAGCCUGCUCAAGAAACCCUAUUUUCUUCUCCUGCUCCUCUAUUUAUGUUCGACACUGGUUCACUAGACUUGAUCGGGGAUGGCAAUGGACGAACGGAGCUUUUCCAGGAAGUGGCAGGCUUGAGUUCAGAAACAUGGCAGCUGAACCAGCAUCAAGUUGAAGCACUACCUCCUCCAGCAUCUUAUUCAGUUGGCAUGGAUACGAAUUAUUUGCCUCCAUUGGUAGAGAACAUAGAGAACAUGGUGCCCAUGCAGGUGCAAUCUUGUAGCAUCGACGAGGAGGGAGAGAUAGCACUGGAGUGCUUACAGAGGCAGGAGUUGAAUGACUGGGUUGAAUCCCAACAGUGCCCAAGCUUUCUAUUCUGGGAUCAAGUUGAAGGACACCUUGGAGGAGAAGAGAUUGCACCACCUUCAUCCAACAUGGGAGCUGUGUUAUCGUCUUACUCGACAUCUCUAUAAGAUAUUGGAAGAUGGUGAACACUGAUCUCAUCCCCAACUUCUCUAGGAAAAGGGCUUAAAAUGGUGGAGGUUACUGAAAAGAGUUUGUUUCUUCUAGUGUCUUCCCCCCCUUUUUUUUUCUUUUAACUAUUGGUGAGGUAAUUAUGAAAUUGUGAGGAUAUACAACAUAAGCAUUCAUGCAAUGUUUUCUUGGUUUUUUUUUUGGGAAACAGAAGAGAAAAAAGAAUAAGAGCAAGCUCACAGCCUGAAAAGGAGGGAGAUGAUGAGAUAAUUUGCUCUUUCACUGUUUGUCAUGGUGUUGAUUGAUAGUAAUGGUUUUGCUUUUUUUCAC